GUUUCUUCAGCUGGUGUGUGAACAUGGUUGUUAAAGGUAAAAAAUCAUCUGGGAAAGAGAAAAAUGCACCACGCGGAAAGGGCAAAUUUAAAAAGUUCAGUGAAAAUAAAAACAAAUCAUCAGGUUCUGAAACUCUGAAAAAAUUGAAUGGUGGAGAUGGAAAAGGAAAAUCAAAGUUCAUCACUCAAAAGAAGGAGAAAGAGACAGAAACAAAUAAUCCCAAAAAGCUGGAACAUGGUACUGGAAAAAUAUAUGCCGCAAAGUUCAAGGGAAAGCAGCAGACUGGAAAAAAACGGAAACUGUUUUCUGGAAACAAAGAGGGCACAACAGCGAAGAAACCUAAAUGGGGUGAUUACAAAAAUCAGAAAAAAGAACUAAAGCAAAACAGACAACUGGACAAGAAAACCAAUUAUGAUUUAGUUGUCCGCUCAAAACAUAUAUGGGAAACUGUAAGAAGGAAAGAGUGCAGUAAAGAGAAGAGAGCAGAAUUGAUGAAAGAAUUGCAGAAGUUGGUCCAUGGAAACAUUAAAAAUAUUGCUUUUGCACACGAUUCUGCUCGAGUUAUCCAGUGUUAUGUUCAGUUUGGAGAUGAAAAACAAAGACAAGAGGUCUUUGAGGAAUUGAAAGAGCAUUUGGUUAGUUUAAGCAAAUCCAAAUAUGGCAGACAUAUUGUAAAAAAAAUUCUGAUGUAUGGAACCAAGCAGCAAGUAGCAGAAAUAAUCAAAAGUUUUAAAGGUGAAGUGAAAAAAAUGUUACGACAUUCUGAGGCAUCAGCAAUUGUGGAAUAUGCGUACAAUGACAAAGCGAUAUUCGAACAGAGGAAAAUGCUAACAGAGGAACUUUAUGGAAACAUGUUCAUGAUUUGCAAGUCUGUAUUUUGUCCAACAUUGGACAAAGUUCUGGAAUUCAAUCCUGACAAACGAGAAAGUAUAAUGGGAGAAAUGAAAGAAAUCCUCACUCCUAUGGCACAGAAAGAAGCAGUAAUAAAGCACACGUUGGUACACAAGGCAUUCUUGGACUUCUUCACACACUGCCCUGAGAAAAUGAGAACGGAAAUGAUAGAAGCUGUGCGAGAAGCAGCCAUUUAUAUGGCUCAUACACAUGAUGGAAGCAGAGUGGCAAUGCACUGUUUAUGGCAUGGAACCGCGAAAGACAGAAAGAUUAUUGUGAAAACAAUGAAGACCUACGUAGAGAAAAUUGCCACUGGUGAAUUUUCCCAUUUAGUUCUCAUGGCAGCUUUUGACUGUAUAGAUGACACAAAACUCAUGAAACAGAUCAUUCUAACAGAGAUCAAUGAAGCUUUGCCAAACUUGAUCGACAAUAAAUAUGGCAAGAAGGUUUUGGUAUAUUUACUAAGUCCAAGGGAUCCAGCACAUACCGUGCCAGAGAUUAUUAAACUUCUACAACAAGGUGAUGGAAACACUCACAGUAAGAAGGAUUCAGAUAUUCGUCAGCAUGAACUACUGGCAGCUGUCUCUCCAAGUUUGCUGAAAUACUUACAGGACAAUGCUCGGGAAAUGGUGAUGAAUAAGGCAAAAAGUGUCAUUGUGGCAGAUAUUCUGGGCCAUGCCAUUGGUGAUUUGCAGCCUGCCAUGAAUGCUGUUGUUGAAGUGGCUGCAGAAGUCUUUGUUCCUGGAGGCAGUAAUGGUGAGCUCCAUAUGGUAGAGCACCCUGCAGGGCACCUGGUUCUUAAAUGGUUAAUAGAACAAGAUGGAAAGAUGGAGGAACUUGGAAAGCCAGAGUGCUUUGCAAAGACAUUAGUAGAACGUGUUGGAAUGGAGAGUCUAAAAUCCUGGGUGCAGGUAAACCGUGGAGCUAUUGUGCUUUGUUGUCCUAAUCGAGCAGAAGACAGAAAAACAAGUGUCAAGGGUUAAACACCAAUAAAAACACAAAACUGGCCGAAUUACUUCAGUGUUUUUCAUGAUGUGUUGUUCCACAGGCAUCGAUAAUUGUUCCUCGUUUGAUUUUCCACAGGCAUCGAUCAGGCCCACCUUUUCAGUUCACCCAGAGGAAUUUGGUCGUUCUUAUGGCUUACUUUUUAUUCUUGGAACAUCCAGCAGCUGCUGAUGGGCAGUUCCGCAGGGCCUUUCAAAUCUUCAUGUUGUAAUAAUGACACCCAAACCCCUUCUCACAGAAAACACAGUCCAAAACCCAGUUUAAACUCUCGCUGCUCCCUGACAGACUGACCAUCUCCUCCGCAAGGUUCCAGUCACCGUUCAACAUCUGCUUGAGCAUAAGGUCUCUCCCAGACUUGAUGGGACCAAUUCCCAGGGACUGACCUCAUUAACAGCCAACUUUUGCUAUCUGUUUAAAUAUAAUGUGCUCCCCGGGGUCGAAGGUCUGUUAAAUCUUUUGAUCAAAACCCAACCUGCAGUUAACUCCCAGGCCUCGUCUCUCAAACCAACAGCAGUUUUAUUUGUGUUCUCGUCCUUUUUUCAAAAUACAAGCUGCUGCCCAUAGUUCAAAGGUCAUUUUCAGUUCACAGCUCCAUGACAAAAUUGAGAAAAUAAUGAAA
Chiloscyllium plagiosum (whitespotted bambooshark) is the source of this 2515-nucleotide messenger RNA. Lineage: Eukaryota; Metazoa; Chordata; Chondrichthyes; Orectolobiformes; Hemiscylliidae. The record is from RefSeq and is a predicted model, not a curated record.